AUGGGUGUGCUCAAGUCUGUGGCCGUGUCGGGGGUAUCGUUGGCUUUGGCCUUGGCGCUGACGGUGCCCACUGGUCUCACUCGGCAUGUCUUGUUCGAGAGGUACUUCGAUCUGACGGGGUCGUCCACGUUUGUGACCGUGGCGGGAGUUACCGCCGCCACCACGUUAUCCAGCGCUAGCUCGCAGUUGUCGUCAUCGUCAUAUCGGUCCGUGUUGGCGUCGGCGAUGGUGGCGAGGUGGGGAUUACGCCUGGGCUGGUUCCUCUUCUCACGCAUCAACGCGGACAACGGGAUCGACUCGCGAUUCACAGAGCUCCGGACCGACCCGCUUCGGUUUCUGUCGCUAUGGUCUGUUCAGUCGAUGUGGGUGUUGAUUACGACCUUGCCCUUGGUCUUGUUGCAUGGAGCUAGUUUAGCUACGUCGUCGCCAGCCGCCGCCGAGUGGACAUUGACCGAUUUCGUUGGCCUGGCGUUGUGGGUGUUUGGGUUUAUCGUAGAAAUCACCGCCGAUGCGCAAAAGCGAGAGUUUCGACGCGAUUCAUCCAACCACGACAAGUUCAUUGCCACGGGACUGUGGCGGUUCAGUCGCCAUCCAAACUACUUUGGCGAAAUCAUGCUCUGGGUGGGCAUGGCCGUGCUGUGCGUCCCGCACUUGGCCACGUUUGCGCACAAGUUGCUGGGUUGCUUAUCGCCUCUCUUUGUCACGUUUCUAUUGACUCGCGUGUCUGGCAUCCCGUUGCUCGAGCAAAGCGCAGACAACAAGUGGGCAACGCACCCGGCAUAUCAAACGUAUAAAGCUACCACGAAUGUGCUGGUCCCGUGGUUUCCGAAAGCUGCUAAAUAA
Messenger RNA from Aphanomyces astaci, 843 nucleotides. RefSeq lists its product as hypothetical. Bases 1 to 843 code for a protein of 280 amino acids. Gene Ontology annotation, cellular component: membrane. Gene Ontology annotation, biological process: lipid metabolic process. The transcript has 2 exons. Lineage: Eukaryota; Oomycota; Saprolegniomycetes; Saprolegniales; Verrucalvaceae. The record is from RefSeq and is a predicted model, not a curated record. Gene Ontology annotation, molecular function: oxidoreductase activity, acting on the CH-CH group of donors.